This is a messenger RNA of Hemicordylus capensis (graceful crag lizard), 4961 nucleotides long. Its product is annotated as acylamino-acid-releasing enzyme-like. The transcript has 22 exons. The record is from RefSeq and is a predicted model, not a curated record. Gene Ontology annotation, molecular function: serine-type endopeptidase activity. Bases 93 to 2327 code for a protein of 744 amino acids. NCBI's taxonomy places the organism in Eukaryota, Metazoa, Chordata, Lepidosauria, Squamata, Cordylidae. Gene Ontology annotation, biological process: proteolysis.
CCUCGCUCUGCCUGCCUACCUACCUCUUCGUGAUUUUCUCGGGCGGUUUGAGCGGCUCCUGACUGCUACGAAGAUCUUCUGGGGAAGGCCUUAUGGCUUGCAGGCUGGAGCAUGGAGAGGAGGCGCUGCCUGGAGACUUGGGCCUGAUCAGUGCCCUGUACCAGAAACUGAGCCAGUUCCCCUCUGUAAUUUAUGCCAGCGUGGGACUUGGAUUUGCUGCAUGCUGCAGUGCCAAGUGCCUGUCCCUCUACACGGAGUGGUGCCAACCUGAUCUGGGUCGCCGGCAACAGCUGCAGUUCAGCCGCCAGUAUGUCCUGCACCGUGAUGAUGGCAAAGCAGUUGUCUCAGUUACCCCUGUUGGCAUGCCAGCUGAAAUCAGAGACCAACUGCUGAUCCAAGGGUCACCUACCGGGAGGCUCAAGGCUGUUCUCACCCACCACUUGGAAAUGGGGCAGAAACAGGAGGUGCUGGAGGUCUGGAGCAACUGUGGGAGGGUGAGAACUGUCAACCUCACAGCGCUGGAUAAACAUGGCAGAGUAUAUACGGAUGGGCAGUUUGGGUGUUUGGCCUGGUCCAGCUCAGAAACACGGAUCCUGUAUGUUGCAGAGAAGAGACGCCCCAAAUUGCAGCAACUGUUCCCUCAGGACAGUUCUCCCCAGGACAGAGAGAAGCCAGGUGAAGCAAGAAAGGUGGAGCAGUUUGUAUACCAUGACAAUUGGGGAGAGGCACUAGGUGAUAAGAGCAUCCCUGUCCUGUGCAUUCUGGAUGUUGAAACCAGUGAAGUUUCUUUGCCAGAGAGUAUCCCAGGGCACAUCUCCCCUGGGCAGCCCCUGUGGUCCCCAGAUGACAAGAGCCUAGUGUUUGUUGGCUGGUGGCAUGAACCUUUCAGGCUGGGACUGAGUGCUUGCUCCAACCGAAGGUCAGCCUUGUUUCUCUUGGAUCUCUCUGGAGGUAGCUGUGAGCUCCUGUCCUCAGAUCACCAGGCUGUCUCCGCUCCCCGGCUCAGCCCUGACGGAACCUGCCUGCUGUACUUGGAGGGCCCGGUAUUUGGGCCUCAUCGCCAGUGCCUCAAGCUACAAAUGCUCAACUGGCAAACAAAGCUCACAUCCACAGUGGUGGACAUGGUCAGGAUUGCCACAGGUGAUUUUUGUGGGAUUUACUCAGAGGCACUGCCCCGGCUUUGCUGGGCCGCCGACAGUCGUAGAGUCCUGCUGAGCACUCCUCAGAAGAGUAGGAAGGAGCUACUGAUUGUGGAUACCAGACUGGGGAGUGUGAAGCUUAUUACAGCAGGCACACCAGAAGGUAGCUGGACUCUCCUGGGAAUUCAGCAGGAUCUCCUGGUGGUGAGCUGCUCAUCUCCCAAUUGCCCUCCAGCCCUGAAGGUGGGUGUACUUCCUCCUGCAGGGAGUAAGCUGGAACUGCAAUGGAUAAGUGUGGAGGAGACCUCUGUACUGCCAGAUGUGGAAUGGCUAAUACUCACAGUGCAUCCGCCUGUGCCUGAGGAGGGCAUCCCAUACACUGGCCAGGCAUUUGAAGCCCUGUUGCUGAGACCCCAAGGAAAUAAGCAAGGAGAGAAAGCUUUUCCUCUCAUUGUUUCUCCACAUGGUGGCCCAAAUGCAGUUUUUGAUGCCUGUUGGCGUCCAACCAUGGCAUGUCUCUGCCAGUUGGGCUUUGCUGUGCUCAUGGUGAAUUACAGGGGCUCCUUGGGCUUCGGUCAGGCCAGCAUUGACUCACUGAUCUCCCAUGUGGGGCAGCAAGAUGUGGAGGACACUCAGUUGGCAGUGGAACUGGCACUGCAGAUGGAGAUCCUGGACCCAAAUAGAAUUGCUUUGCUGGGCGGUUCCCAUGGCGGCUUCAUCUGUUGUCAUCUGAUUGGCCAAUACCCAGAGAUGUACAAAGCCUGUGCAGUCAGAAGCCCUGUCAUCAACAUGGCCACUCUGCUGGGGACCUCUGAUAUCCCUGACUGGCGUUAUGCAGUUCUAGGUCUGCCAUACUGCUAUGAGCGAACGCCCACUGAAGAAGAUCUGACUGCCAUGCUGCUCCGCUCUCCUGUCAUUCAUGCUGCUAAGGUGCAAACACCAUUGCUGCUGUGCGUAGGUGCCAAGGACCGACGAGUGUCUCCAUACCAAGCUUUGGAGUAUUAUCGUGUGUUAAAAGCCAGAGGUAUUCCUGUCCGGCUGCUGUGGUACCCAGAAGGGAAUCAUGCCCUAAGUGGAGUAGAGACAGAAGCAGAUGUCUUCAUCAACUGUGUGCAGUGGAUUGUACAACACCUUUCCUUUGAAGCAGCCACUGGAAGACAGCCAUUAGCUGAAAAGGCAGAAUUCUAGACUCUAAAAUGCCAAGAAACAACUUGUAGUUAUUUGUACCUUUAAAAAAAAAACUUGUACCUUUAAGAUAGUUCAUUGAGAGUAUGGACAGCUGGAAGGAGGCAGCUUCUAAAAGAAUGUAGCAGUAGGUAAAGUCUGGCCUAAGCAGAUCUGCCAAGUUGGAUUGUUGCUGCCCAGAGACAUAAGUUUUGGGUGGGAUAGAAAUAUGUCAAAUAAAUUAGCUUGAGAUGUGCCUUCAAUAAAGUGAUUGUUUUUGACUUCUGCCUUCAUUGUGGAUACAACAUAUUGGCAAUGAAGAUGAGAUAGCUUUUUAACCAAUGAAUCUAUUUAUCCCCUUCAUUUAGAGUUCAGGUGAGCCUUCAUUCCUUUUCCAUUUGGAUCUGAAUGUUUGAAAAUUAUCUACUUUCAGCUAAUGAUAAAGAGGUUCCUGAGGCAAAGAAAUGUGCAUAGCUUCUUCUGUGCUUUGAAGUUAAAGGACCAUGUGUAUUUUACACCUUUUCUAUUGCAGAUGAUAAAUAUGAAACAGCACUUACAACUUCAAAGAAUGUUUAUGAGUCAAAUGCAAAUGUUUUAGCUAAUUGCUGCACAUUCUGCCAGUGGGAAUAGACAUUGGAAGAAUCUGUAUUGCUGCUAUUGAUGGGUUGAUGUAGUUUUGGAGACAUAAUGAAUGAGAUGAUUACAGAUCAGUUGACUGAAAAAAACAACAACACCCAAGUCUACAUUCAUAUGUUUGGCACAUGAUACCCACUAAGGAAUUGUAAGAACUAAGCAGAGGUGGCCACAGAUGGAUUCCCAAACUGGAAUGUCUAUAAGAACAUAAGAACAGCCCUGCUGGAUCAGGCCAAAGGCCCAUCUAGUCCAGCAUCCUGUUUCACACAGUGGCCAACCAGAUGCUGCUGGAAGCCACAGGAAUAGUUGAGGGCAUGCCCUUUUUCCUGCUGUUACUCCCCUGCAACUGGUACUCAGAUCAUGUGUUAUCUGCCAGUCACAUGAUAAAACUGCAGUGACAUAUGGAUCAUCAUUACAACUUGUCCUGAGUCAGAUUCUGCAUGGGAGAAGGUAGCAAUUGAUACUGUAGGGCUUUUUGGUGUUGCUCCAAUUGAUUGCUGUUAUGCUAUUACAUUAAUUGCUGAUUGUUAUAGUAAAUAGCCUGAAGUGGAAUUUAUAUCACAAGUUACUUCCACUGAAGUCACUAAAUUUUUUUCUGUUGUCUUCAAUAGAGAAGGAAAUCCUAAAGAAUGUAUUUCUGAUAAUGGGGCUCAGUUUACCUCACUGGGAUUUGAAACCUAUCUAGCAGAAAUAAAUAUUAUAUGUAAGAGGUCAUCUGCAUAUUAUCCUCAAGCAAAUGAGGAAAUUGAGCAGUUUAAUAGAAUUUUAAAAUAUAGUUUGCAGACAGCAAAGCUGGAAGGAAAAGCUAGAAAACCUUUACUACUAAAUUUCUGUAGACUGCUUAGAGCUACAUGUCAUGCAGCAACACAGAAAUCACCUGCAGAAUUAUUGCUUGGGAAGGAGAGGCACACUAUAUUGAAUGUGCUGGAGUGUUAAGAUCUGAACCGGAAAUAUCCUUAGAAUCUGACAGGGAAUGUUGUGGAAAAGAAAAAGAAGAAUCUAAAGCGUAUACUGAUCAACACUGUGGAGCUAAGGGGCAGAAACUUGCAUGUGGUUCUUACCAGGAGCGUAAGGAGGCUGGUGGUGGUCCAUGUGCGGUCGCGGCCAUGCCCCCCACAUCUGAUGUCAGAAGCAGGGGCCCAGCUAGCCACACCCCUGCGUCUGACAUCAGAUGGGGGCGUGGUCUCCCUCCCAAACGAGGCCGCGCAGCCCAGUUUGGAAGGGCAAUCAGCCUGUGCUGCAUUGGGCAGCGUGGGCCGGAAUGAGUCUCCCUGCCUUAAAGGUAGGGAGAGCCGUUCCGGCUGCACUGCCAAUGCAGCACGGCCCAAUCUCUCUCCUAAAUGGGGCCAUGUGGCCCCAUUUGGGAGGGAGAUCAAUCGGCCCUGCUGCAUUGGCAGUGAGACCAGGAGCAGCCCUCCCUGCCUUUAAGGCAGAGAAAGUCACUCUGGCUGCACUGCCCAACACAGCACGGGCCAAACGGGGCCACGCAGCCCCGUAUGGGACCGAAGUAAUGCCCCACGUCUGACAUCAGACGUGAGGGGCUUGUCUGAGGCCACGCUUGCAGCCCCUGAUUGGUGGCAGCCUGGGUUCUUUUGCCCAAUGGUGGCUCCACCCCUGGUCCUUAAAUUUCAGUUAAGAAGCCUGGGAUUUUGCAGAAGGGAGAAAAUAGAUUUGUCUCCAGAUAAAGCUAUUGAAAGGAAAAACUUUAUACCUAUACAUUGUCUGGUGGACAUGUGUCAAAUAUUUCUUAUCUUGUUCCAAUAAGUGGUAGAAGUGUGCUAGAUAUCCAGUCUGUUAGAUAAUGUUCUUUCAUCAUCUGCAUCAUUAGAAACUGAUCAAUUGAACACGAUGAAUUAGAAACUUAACUUGAAAGGCAGCUAGAUGACCACCUGUUUAAGCUAGACAACCACCUGUUUAGACUGAAUAUUAUGCUAUGUUUAAGUAUGGGGACUUAUUAAGGAUUUGGCAGGGCUGCUAAACUGGAUUGUUGCUAUUGUAUGCAAUAAAAUGGUUUUGUUUUAUGUA